GGGAGGCUCCGCCCCGCUCUUUGCAGGACGUCACUGGGUUCUGCAGGGGCCCUAGCCACCGGAGCCGCGGAAGCCGCCGGACCCUCCAGAACCGCUCAAGCCACCGCCGCCGCAUUGGUGCAAGGCAGCCAGGCUGCUGCAGACUGCGGGCUAAAGCAAGAUGGCAUCAGCCACAGAUUCCCGCUAUGGGCAAAAGGAAUCCUCCGACCAGAACUUUGAUUACAUGUUCAAGAUUCUCAUCAUUGGGAACAGCAGCGUGGGGAAGACAUCCUUCCUAUUCCGGUAUGCUGACGACUCAUUCACCCCAGCCUUUGUCAGCACUGUGGGCAUAGACUUCAAGGUGAAGACCAUCUAUCGCAAUGAGAAGAGGAUCAAGCUACAGAUCUGGGACACAGCUGGGCAGGAGCGAUACCGGACCAUCACCACAGCCUACUACCGAGGGGCCAUGGGCUUCAUCCUCAUGUAUGACAUCACCAAUGAGGAAUCCUUCAAUGCUGUCCAGGACUGGUCAACCCAGAUCAAGACAUACUCGUGGGACAAUGCACAGGUGCUACUUGUGGGAAACAAGUGUGACAUGGAGGACGAGAGGGUAGUCUCCUCUGAGAGGGGCCGGCAGCUAGCAGAGCACCUGGGAUUUGAGUUCUUUGAGGCCAGCGCCAAGGACAAUAUCAACGUGAAACAGACCUUCGAGCGACUGGUGGACAUCAUCUGCGAGAAGAUGUCAGAGUCUCUGGACACAGCUGACCCCGCCGUGACUGGAGCCAAGCAGGGCCCCCAGCUCACAGACCAACAGGCACCCCCACACCAGGACUGUGCCUGUUAAGGCCCUGGGCCCAGGCUCUGUCCUCUCUUUGGCGGUCACUAGCAUUUCCCCUCCUGCUCUCCCACCCCAGAUGGGUCACCCUCCUUGUGUGCCCCUCGCUCCCUCACUCCAGGGCCAUGGAGCCCAAAGCCCACAGUGAGAGUGGGACCCAGAGGGGAUGGAUGGGCCUAGUAUGUCUUUGCAGCCUCCUCCCUCCCUUAGUCUCUCUGGCGCUCUUAGGAGCUUCUAUUCCUGUAACUUAUUUAAUUUAUUAAGCUAUUUAUUUAUUUAUUUGGAGACUUGUUAAAGGGACCAUGCCCUACUUGCUGAAGCUCGUCUCUGCAUCCCGUCCUAUUCUUCCCCUCUUCACACUUCCAUCUCCCUUCCUCCAAUAGGCUGAUCUUAGCCUGAAACAGAGUGAGGAGAACCGGGCCCCACCCAGGCCCCACUUGUGGGAUGUUCCCUCUUCCUUCCCAGCUGCUGGGUCUCUCCUUACUUCCUUGCCUCAGUUCCUUGUAGAAAUCCAUCUUCCUCUUCCUCUUGCUGUCUUCCUCCUUGUACAUAUGCGAGACUGAACCCUGUACAUAGGAUUAGUGAGUGGUCCUGGUGUGUUCCAUGCUGUGCUGACUUGUGCCCAUGGAUUUCUCGUAGCCACUUGGUGUCAGUGUAACAUCACUUCCAAAACCCAGCAUUUCAGGGCAGAACAUGUAAGGGACAGAGGGGCCAAGCAUCAACAGCCUCAUAGCAAAGUGUUCUGCCUCCUGUCUCGGGGGGUAGACAGAAGCAGGCUCGGUGAACCUGAGGCUGGGAGCCCCAACUUUUCACAUGACCUCUCUAGGCCUGCUCAGGUUUGCACAAGAUGACGGGCUUGGGUCUCAUGCUCAGGAAGGCCUGGUCUGGCUCUGCAGCUGGUGCAUUUGGCUUAAAUUACUAAGAAUACCUGGACAGGGGAGGAGAGUUGCCCCACCCAGCCCCAACUCCCCUUCCAAGUUCUGGGACAUUUUUUGGGGGGUGGGGGUGGGGAGGACACACCAAGGAGCAUGUUUCCUUCAGACUGUCUGCUCCCAUGUGUUUGUAUAAUUGUUUCACGUGGAGAAUGUGAGUUAGUGACUGUAUCAGCAACCAAACCCGAGUAUCACUUCUUUUUCAUUUUGGGGGGUGGGUGGGGUUGUGGGAGUGAGGGGUGUGUGCCCAUGCAGAUCCCUGAACGUUAACCUAGCAAAAGCUCCUCUUGGUGUGGUUUUCCUGAUGACCUUCUGGGGACAGCUACACUGUACUGUACAGAUGUGACAAGUGUCAAACACAGGCUGUUUCCUAAAUCACUGUAUCACAGAAGUGUCGUGAGAACAAUAAAAUCCUGCUGAGCCCAGGUCAACUGGA
Molecule: messenger RNA, 2182 nt
Organism: Trichosurus vulpecula (common brushtail)
Lineage: Eukaryota; Metazoa; Chordata; Mammalia; Diprotodontia; Phalangeridae
Gene: RAB3A
Product: RAB3A, member RAS oncogene family
Exons: 5
Coding region: 161-823 (220 amino acids)
Biological process (GO): maintenance of presynaptic active zone structure; axonogenesis; regulation of exocytosis
Cellular component (GO): axon; synaptic vesicle membrane; endosome
Molecular function (GO): GTP binding; GTPase activity
Source: RefSeq, a predicted model, not a curated record